UAAAAAAAGUACAAACAAUUCAGUUGUAAGCCUAAUAAACAUGUAAAAUUUACAAAUCACAGUAGAUUCAACAUUUUGUCUCAAAGUCAAAGAGUAAAUGACAAUUAACCACAUGUGUUAAAGUUAAACCUUAAAAGGAUGAUUUAUUUUUCGAGAAAGUAAAGUUAGUUCUCUAGAAGAAUGGAAAUAAUGACAGAAAGAAGACUGAAAGAUGGAAAAGUAUUCUCAUGUGAAGCAGAUUGGUAAAGGAAGUUAUGGAGAAGUUUGGCUUGUUAGGCAUUGCACAUCCUCCAAACAGUGUGUGUUGAAACAAAUCAAUAUUCAACAUGCCUCUAAGAGAGAGAGAUGUGCAGCUCUUCUGGAAGUUCAACUUCUGGCCACUUUGAAACAUCCUAAUAUUGUAUCCUACCUUAACUCCUUCCAGUCACCGGAUGGGAUCUUGAACAUCAUCAUGGGCUACUGUGAGGGAGGGGACUUGUACAGUCUUAUUCGCAAAAGAAAAGGAUCACUAUUUGAUGAGUCCCAGGUUGCACAGUGGUCUAUUCAAAUCUGCAUGGCUUUACAGUAUCUUCACGAUCACAAAAUUCUUCACCGAGAUUUGAAGACACAGAACAUCUUUCUGACAAAAAAUAAAGUGAUAAAAGUGGGAGACCUCGGAAUUGCCAGAGUACUUGAUGGUACACUAGAUAUGGCAACCACUUUAAUUGGGACACCUUACUAUAUGAGUCCUGAGUUGUUUUCUAAUAAACCAUAUAAUCACAAGUCAGAUGUUUGGUCAUUAGGCUGCUGUUUGUAUGAAAUGGCAACCCUUAGACACGCCUUUAAUGCUCAAAACUUGAAUUCCCUGAUGUACAAAGUAUUGCAAGGAAAGUUGCCUCCAAUGCCAAAACAUUACAGCCUAGAACUUCAAGCAUUAAUUAAAUCCAUGUUAAGCUGUUGUCCUGAACAUAGACCUAGCAUUAGGCAGAUACUGGAGAAUGAAUAUAUUCAUAAACAUAUGGAAAUAUUUCUGGAAGAAACUAAGAGCAGGAGCAAAGGUUCUAAAAAAAUAACUAAUGCUUCAGAGAGCAAGAUCUGUGAUGAUUUUAAAAAUCAGAAUAGUGUGUCGCAUGAAAAAGUGGGCGAUGAUAAAGCUUUCAGUUUUGUGAAUCCAAAUAAAACAGGUAAAAAAACACUGUCUAUUAAGCAGUGUGAAGAAAAGUCAUGUGUAGUAAAAGUGUGUAGUACUUAUACCGUUGAAAGUAGUUCUCAUUUGGGGUCAUCCACUCAAAACCAUUGUGUUGAAAAAACUAAUUUAAUGAAAUCUUUAGCUUCCACAAUGCAUGAAAACAGAACAGAAACUACUAGCUUAGAAAAAGUAACCUGUGAAAAUAGAACAGAAACUUGUGACUUAGAAAAAGUAACCUGUGAAAAUAGAACAGAAACUUCUGGCUUAGAAAACGUAACCUGUGAAAAUAGAACAGAAACUUGUGGCUUAGAAAACGAAACCUGUGAAAAUAGGACAGAAACUUGUGGCUUAGAAAACGUAACCUGUGAAAAUAGGACAGGAACUUGUGGCAUAGAAAAAGUAACCUGUGAAAAUAGAACCGAAACCUGUGGCUUAGAAAACGUAACCUGUGAAAAUAGGACAGGAACUUGUGGCUUAGAAAACGUAACCUGUGAAAAUAGGACAGGAACUUGUGGCUUAGAAAACGUAACCUGUGAAAAUAGGACAGGAACUUGUGGCAUAGAAAAAGGAACCUGUGAAAAUAGAACAGAAACCUGUGGCAUAGAAAAAGUGACCUGUGAAAAUAGAACAGAAACUUGUGGCUUAGAAGAAGUAACCUGUGAAAAUAGGACAGAAACUCAUGGUUUAGGAAAAGUAACUUAUGAAAGUGAAGACAAAAAAUGUGAGUCAAAUUUAUAUAAAGAGUCAGAUAAAAUUAUAGAAAAUUCAAGUGCAUUUGUAAGAUGUAAACAAGAAAAAGAUUAUGUUCAUGCUGACUUAAGAGAUAAUGUGAACACUAGAGAAUUGUGUGUAAGAAGACAGGAAACACUUAAUGAUCAAAGACCAUUUCAUCAUAGAGUAAAAGCUUUAGAAUUGCCAGAUCGUAUAGAAAAAGAUUCACGUAUUAAAGAAGAAACUGUCAGUAUUCAACAACCUACUAAAAUAAACAUUAGAUUAAGUGUUGAACCUCGACAUAGGCGACGAUGCCAAAAAGACACAAGGUCUGCAGUGAUAACUAAUCUGGACAGAACCUCAUCUCAUAUAACUAAUAGUGAAACAGGAAAACAUAAAAUCCAGGAAAACACAACUGUGAGAAAAAGUAUAUCUCAGAGUGCUAGUGAAGAAAUUAACAACUCCAGUCAACAAAGUCCAGAAAUUACCAGAACAUUUGUUGUUUUCAAAGAAACUGUUUCACCGAAGGAUUCUCGUAAGCUUGUUAUUUCAUCAACAAAACAAUCACCUAUGUACUGUCACAGUGAGAAAAUACGUAAUGCUCCAGAGUCAUACAAUAAAGAACUUGAUAUUGAAAACAUGUAUUCUAAAAAAGGUCAGGAUAUUUUUAAUUUUACAUCUGAUAUAAAAUUUAGAAAUUCCAACAAGGUUAUUGAAAGCAGAUUAGAUACUUCAACUUCAGACCCUAAUUUAAGUGUUGAGAAUCUGUUCAUGCAAGUCAAGGAUUUGGCAGGUAUCACACAUGAUCAAGAGUUUCAUAGAAACCAAUCUUUUGAAGAUUUUGCAGAGCACACAAAAAACAAGCCUCCUUUACCCCAUAGUCAUGAAAUCUCCUAUAAAAGUCCAGGUAGAACUAGAAAUGAAGGGAAUGGUGUGACCCUAUUGCCUCAGAGAAAAUUAUCUGGGCCUCGACCUUUGCCAACUCGACCUACCUUGCAUGAUAACAGCAGACCAAACCAGAAUGAAUUCAAUGAUGUAUCACAGUACAUCAAUUAUCCGAGCACAUCAAAUUUGCGAAGAAGACGUUCCAGAAAGGGAGAAGAAGCUUUUAAACAAAUGCAUGAACCAUCCCAUGUAAUUACCAGUGAUAGAGCAAAUGAGGACAAAAUUCCUGCUCAGUCUUUUGUAAAGCCCUGUAGAUCCAAUUCGGCUGCUCGACAACGAAGGCGGGAGAAACAUGGAAAGCAGAAGAGUGAAGAGAAACUACUUCCUAAUCUCAUGUCAGAUAGAAAACUGGGAUCAAUAUCUUCAAGAAAUAAUAUAUGCCCUUCUUCAGAAGAACAGGUUGAGGUUACCAGAAACAAGCAAAGCCUCAAAGUAGAAGAUAUCAGUUGUGUGAGUAGCUGUGCUGGAGAUGAAGAGAAAGGUGAUGAUCCUGAGAUGGCAGAUUUAAUGACGGCUCUCAAUACUAGUCUCCGAUUAUCAUCAUCUGCUCCUGAAAAAUUAAGCUCCAAGUUUCCAGCAUACGAAGAUGACUCAAGUAACAGAAUAAAUCUUGACCAAAGAAUUAAAAUUCUAACAGGGGAUUGUUUGAUGGGCUUAAGUGAAGAUCUUUUGAAAAAAGCUCUUCAGAUUCUUGGAAAUGGAGAUAAAAAUCACCCUCAGAGGAAACUAAAGAAGCUGCUUGGAGAAAAGUUAUUUACCUCAUAUGCAGGAAAACUCUGGCAACUGAAAUACUGUCAAGGACUUUAUUUAUCUUAUAAGGAAGAAAACUCUGGCAACUGAAAUACUGUUAGGGACUUUUUCAGUAACAAAAGUUGACUGCUCAAAAGAACUCCUAAACCUUGAAAAGAGACCUACUGUAUUUCCUGAAAUAUUAAAUGUGACAAAUUCAGUUUUUUAUAUUGGUUUAUUUAAAUCUUAUGCCUAACUAAACGUAUUUUUAAUUUUUAAAGUUUUCAUAAGUAAAAUUUAAUUAUAUUUGUAGUGUCAUUAUUGUAUUUAAUCCUUGGAAAUAAAGCAAAACUUGUCCAUUUAUCAUUCAAA
Limulus polyphemus (Atlantic horseshoe crab) is the source of this 3925-nucleotide messenger RNA. Its product is annotated as STE20-like serine/threonine-protein kinase. The transcript has 13 exons. The record is from RefSeq and is a predicted model, not a curated record. Gene Ontology annotation, molecular function: ATP binding; protein kinase activity. Gene Ontology annotation, biological process: protein phosphorylation. NCBI's taxonomy places the organism in Eukaryota, Metazoa, Arthropoda, Merostomata, Xiphosura, Limulidae. Bases 212 to 3664 code for a protein of 1150 amino acids.